AUGCGCCGGACCAGUCAGCUGCACCAGCUCAUAAGAACAAGAGGUGCAGCAAGCCUGACCACAGCGUCGCUAGCCCGUUGCCGCAUUCUGCGCAGGACGACGACGCCAACGACAAUCGCCCGACAGAUGGCCAGUGAAGCUUCAAAGGCCAAGGGCAAGGCCGCCAGCACAGAAUGGCAAGCUCCUGUGUCGUCCGCCGGCGAGUCUGUCCGACUGCGGGUCUUCAACUCACUCACACGAAGCAAGGUCGACUUUGUUCCCAAGAACGGCAAUAGCGUCACUUGGUACAGCUGCGGGCCGACGGUCUACGAUGCCUCCCACAUGGGUCAUGCAAGAAAUUAUGUCACCCAAGACAUUCUCAGGAGAAUCAUGCGGGACUACUUUGGCUACGACGUCCAUUUCGUCAUGAACAUCACCGACAUUGACGACAAGAUCAUCGUCAGAGCCCGACAAGUCUACCUUGUCGACCAGCUGGCAGAGCAGCAAGCUUCCGGCCCAUCCAAUGCUCUUCCAGACAUCUUUGCAGCUGCACUGACCGAGCAUCUCGAGCGUGCGUUUCCAAAUGAUCUGACCCGUACCGCGGACUCUGUCGACCUUGACGCAUCGCUACAAAGCAUCGCGAGCAAAGCGAGUGAUCCCACCUGGCUCGAAGCACAGCGACAACGCGAUGAGAAGAUCGGCCUGCACAUCGCGACAGCCCAGAGAGGCAUGCAGGCCUGGCAAGCCCUCACGACGAACACACCCAACGCGCGAGAGCUCGUACUUGCCAAUGCUGACCUCAUUGGACCUUAUCUCGACAAGCGGCAAGGCGCGUCCGUCACAGACAAGUCUAUCUUCCGUGCCCUGUCGUCGAGGUGGGAAGCGGCGUUCUUCAAGGACAUGCAAGCGCUCAGCGUCGAGCCGCCUACAACUCUCACGCGAGUGUCCGAAUUCGUUGAGGAGAUCGUGGACUAUGUACAGCAGAUUAUCGACCGUGGGUUCGCAUACGCUGCAGGCGGGAGUGUCUAUUUUGACACUGUCGGCUUUGACGGUGCGCCUUGCAACUGCAACGACCUCGCGGAUGCAAAGCCGAAGAAGAUGAAUGGCACACAUACCGAAGAGCAGUGGAACCACUCCUACGCCAAGCUAAGCCCGUGGAGCCGAGGCAACGCCAAGCUCCUUGCCGAUGGCGAGGGCUCAUUGACGGGCUCGGCGGGCAAAAGAGCGGCAUCCGACUUUGCCCUCUGGAAGGCUUCCAAAGCAGGCGAGCCAGCCUGGGACUCGCCCUGGGGUAAAGGCCGGCCAGGCUGGCACAUCGAAUGCUCCGUCAUGGCAGAUCACGUCUUCGGACAGGGAAUGGACAUCCACUCCGGAGGCAUCGACCUAACAUUCCCACACCAUGACAAUGAGAUCGCCCAAAGCGAGGCCUACCACGGCUGCAGGCAAUGGACAAACUAUUUCUUGCACACUGGGCAUCUGCAUAUCGAAGGCAUGAAGAUGAGCAAGUCUCUCAAGAACUUCAUUACCAUUGACGAGGCUCUGUCACGCUACACUGCUCGGCAGAUGCGGAUAGCAUUUCUCAUGUCUACGUGGAAUCUUGGCUAUGACUUCAAAGAGAGCGCCAUGACCGAGGCAAAGGCGAUAGAGGGCACCUUUACCAAGUUUUUCACGAAUGUCAAGGCCCUGGUCGCAGAAGCGUCUGUAGGCCCAAGUGAUACAGGGCGGCAUUCGUACAAUGAGCCGGAAAGGCGUCUGAUGUCUUCGCUCUCCCAUGCGCAAGCUCGCUUUCGCGCGGCGCUGUCCGACUCCUUCGAUACCACAACUGCUCUCAAGACUUUGCUAGAUGUCCUACGUGAUGGCAAUGAAUACAUUGCCCAGGGCAAGCGAAACAUCAACAUAGACACACUAGCGGCCUGCGCGAUCUGGAUCACUGACAUGGUCUCAAUGCUCGGCCUAUCGAACGAUAAGCUCGUACAGAUUGGCUGGGGAACAGACUCGACGAGUGGCGCCAAUGCCGAUGAUGUUGCGAUGCCGUAUGUGCGCGUCCUAUCGACAUUCAGAGACCAGAUCCGGCAGCUCGCAAGAAGUAGCGCACCGAGCCAGGAGCUUCUCGCACUUUGUGAUCGCUUGCGCGACGACGAUCUCAUCGAUUUGGGCGUAGCUUUGGAUGACCAAGAAGACGGCAAGGCCCUCGUGAAGCUCGUGCCCGCGGAGUCAUUGCGCGCAGAUCGAGAUGCAAAGCUGAAAGCAGCUUCCGAUAAGGCAGCAGCGAAAGCUGCGAAUCUUGCAGAGACGGAGCGCAAACGGAUAGAGAAGCUCGAGCGGGGACGCAUACCGCCUGAGCAGCUCUACAGGUCACAGACGGACCUGUACAGCGAAUUCGACAGCGAUGGCAUACCGACACAGGACGCUGCCGGCGAGCCGCUGUCGAAAGGCCAACUCAAAAAGCUCAAGAAAGGCCAGGAAACCCAAAGAGCUCUUCACCAAGACUUCACGGCCUGGCAAGCGAGUCAGACCAAGGCAUAA
Molecule: messenger RNA, 2505 nt
Organism: Mixia osmundae IAM 14324
Lineage: Eukaryota; Fungi; Basidiomycota; Mixiomycetes; Mixiales; Mixiaceae
Exons: 6
Coding region: 1-2505 (834 amino acids)
Biological process (GO): cysteinyl-tRNA aminoacylation
Cellular component (GO): cytoplasm
Molecular function (GO): cysteine-tRNA ligase activity; ATP binding
Source: RefSeq, a predicted model, not a curated record